This is a messenger RNA of Pieris macdunnoughi, 779 nucleotides long. The record is from the annotation of a GenBank genome assembly. NCBI's taxonomy places the organism in Eukaryota, Metazoa, Arthropoda, Insecta, Lepidoptera, Pieridae.
CAGAUUCCCUGCUCGGUUCAGGGUCGGAUGAGGAGGAAGAUGAAGAAUCAAGAACAGCGAACAACUCGAGUAGUCCUGCGCAUGCGACGCACCCGGCUUUACAUUCAGAACUAUCACACAAUGGUGACACAAAACCACACGAGGAUUCGGAAGACCAGGGAUCAUUGGAUGGAGACGCCGAGACCCGAGACUCGCAGGCCGAGAACAAGUCACCCGAUGACGGGAACGGGGGAUCAAAACGCCGGGGACCUCGCACCACGAUCAAAGCAAAGCAGUUGGAGAUUCUGAAGUCAGCAUUCUCGCAAACGCCGAAACCGACCAGGCACAUACGAGAACAGUUGGCGAAGGAGACAGGUCUACCCAUGAGAGUGAUACAGGUGUGGUUUCAAAAUAAGCGUUCAAAAGAACGACGCCUAAAGCAGUUGACUUCAAUGGGUCGGGGCCCAUUUUUCGGGUCGUCUCGCAAGAUGCGCGGCUUCCCCAUGAACCUCUCACCGGGAGGGCUGGAGGAGGGGCCUCCGGGGUUCCCAUAUUUCGCGACAGCAGAUGGCAAGUUCGAGUUUGGCUAUGGCCCGCCGUUCCACCAUGAUGCACCGUUCUUCCAUCCACCGCCAUCUAUGCCAUUUAACCAGCCAGGUGGAAUGGAGUCACUCCAGGGGGGCGAGUUUCCCGAGCAAUUUCCCCCUCCGGACCACCUAGUGCUGCCGCGGCCGUCAUCUCCCGAGUUCACUUUUGGGGACGCCCCACCACCUCUCCACCCCGAGGGUCUCGUCUGGUAG